UAAAGCUCAUUUUAAAAAACAAACCAGAGUAAAAUAUGAUAACUACACAGUAUAAACAUGGGAAACCUGCAACAUUACCAUGCAGAUUUGAUGUGGUUCUCACAAAGUGCCACAAGAGAGAGGAAGAUGUCACAUAACUGUUAGCAAGGACCCCCAUCUGAGAUGAAGCACAAAGACUGUUUACAGGAAUUCAGCAUGUUUGUUUUGUGCUCUAGCCUAUCCUGUUGUUGUGUGUAGAGUUUUAGCUUAACUUGGAGUUUCAUUUUAUUUUGCCAUAUUCACAUAUUUUGUAAAUGGUCAAGACAGUUCUGGGCACACAUUCUCCAAAUCAGUGUGUUAUUCUCCUAUUGAAAACGCGUGGCUUGGGGGGCUGUAAAUUGGCAGAUCUUUUCUGGCAGCGGAACUAUUUUAUAUUUUCAUCUGUGUUCCAUACUUUAGAUCUGAGGUAGAUACACCCAGAUUCCAAAUAAUUACCAAGUUGCAUCUGUAAAUGUCUAGAUGUGAUACGACUUAUAAGAAACAAGACGACAUAAGUUUUGUUGGUAAACUGAUGACGGCACUAGCCCGAAGUCUGUUUCACUUAGAAAGGUUUUUAAAUACAGGAUUCCAAAAAUGUGCUUCCCAGUUUAAAGACCUGAUCCAUCGCUAUGUGGAGAUUACGGAUCACCAGCUCUGCAGUCUUCACACUCAUCAGUGGGCUAGCACUGGUCUUCUUAUACUCCUGGCAGAGUGGCGUCCCCCCCCAGGCUGAGGAGCAGAAUGGCAAAGUCCACAUCCUGAUCCUGUCCUCCUGGCGCUCAGGCUCCUCCUUCGUGGGACAGGUCUUCAACCAGCACCCGGAUGUGUUCUAUCUAAUGGAGCCCGCCUGGCACGUGUGGGUCAGCAUGUACCAGAACAGUGCCAGCACUUUGCGGAUGGCGGUCCGGGACCUCAUCCGAUCAGUCUUCCAGUGCGACAUGUACGUCUUUGACGCCUACAUGCCCGAAAAGCGUAACGUGACACAUCUGUUCCAGUGGUCAGUCAGCCGUGCGCUUUGCUCGCCGCCUGCAUGUGACCUGUACAAGCGGGAGGAGAUCAGCAACGAGAUGACCUGCAAGAAGAUGUGCAGCAAGACUCAGUUCGACAAGGUGGAGGAAGCCUGCAAGUCCUACAGCCACGUGGUGUUGAAGGAGGUACGCGUCUUUGACCUGGAAAGCCUCUACCCUCUUCUCAAAGACCCGUCCCUCAAUCUUAAAAUCAUCCACCUCAUCCGAGACCCCAGGGCGGUGGUCAAAUCCCGUGAACAGUCGAUGAAGGCCUUCAUGCGGGACAAUGGGAUUGUCCUCAACACCAAAGGUGUUCAAGUGGAAGACACCCACUACCAGGUGAUGCGGGAGAUCUGCCGGAGCCACAUCCAGAUUUACGAAACAGCCACUCAGAAAGCACCCAGCUUCUUAAAGGGCCGGUACAUCAUGGUGAGAUAUGAUGACCUCGUACGGGACCCACUUGCUGAAAUCUCAGCGAUGUAUAAGUUUGCAGAGUUAACCAUGACCCCUAAGCUUAAAUCUUGGAUAUAUAAUAUCACACACGGCGAAGGGCAUGGAAAUGAGCGGGAGGCCUUUCUAACCACUUCUCGCAACGCGGUGAACGUCUCGCAGACCUGGAGGGUCACGCUGCCGUAUGAGAAGGUUGCUAAAAUACAGGAAGUCUGCAAAGGGGCGAUGAACAUGCUGGGCUACCAAAUAGUGGAGUCUGACAAAGAACAGAAGCGACUGUGGCAAGAUAUAUUGUUGCCAAGGAAACAAUACCAGUUCUCUUGGUUGUCCUCCAAGACAACAGAUACAUUAAAAGAUUAAGUUUUGUGGACCUGUCAGAGUUAUUUGGGAUUUUUUUAACUGUUUACUUUUUUAUUUUUAUUAUUUAGUGUGCUCAAUUAUUUUACCUCCAAUAUGGAAUGUCCAAUCAUUUUUUCCACUCAUCGCAGCAAUUCCUCACACAGCGCUGGAGAACUGAAGGCCAGCUUCCUCUUUUAGACCCAGGAACUCGAGAGCGGAUGUCGGUGAGUUACUGACCUCUGGAGGACAAAGGCCAACACUGCAGGUGUCUGCUUUUGAGCUCAGUGGGCACCUGACCAGCAGGGUUCACUGUAGCGCCAUAAGAAACAGUCCCUGCCAGGUUUGCCUCUUUAACCCACAGGAAUCCCCAGAGACUGUUUCUUUUUAAAACAGACAUUAUUUAGUAUUCUUAUUAUUUGGAGAACUGUGUUUAAAAAUAUAUAUAUAUAUAUAUGCACAUGGAGGAAGAGAGUUCCAAUAAAAUCCUGACAAAGACACUUCCAGAAGAUACCGGAUUAGAUGCUGUUGACAGCAGCUGUUAGAUGUUUAGUAUAAUGUAAUUGGGUUGGGGUUUGAACAGUUACAGCGAAACCCCAUUGCUCUGUAAUGGAUUUUAAGUAACUGGUUUACUGCUAAGCGGCUAAUCAUUUUUAUUGUUCUUAAUAUACAUGUGGAGAUAGGUGACAGCAUAGUAGGAUACCGUGUUUAAUAAAUUAUUAUACUCACUUUAAAGGAUAUGUAAAUGUUUUAAUAACCAAGACUUACAAAGAA
Molecule: messenger RNA, 2585 nt
Organism: Acipenser ruthenus (sterlet)
Lineage: Eukaryota; Metazoa; Chordata; Actinopteri; Acipenseriformes; Acipenseridae
Product: carbohydrate sulfotransferase 6-like
Exons: 2
Coding region: 648-1835 (395 amino acids)
Biological process (GO): carbohydrate metabolic process; N-acetylglucosamine metabolic process; sulfur compound metabolic process
Cellular component (GO): Golgi membrane
Molecular function (GO): N-acetylglucosamine 6-O-sulfotransferase activity
Source: RefSeq, a predicted model, not a curated record